This is a messenger RNA of Neohortaea acidophila, 1394 nucleotides long. RefSeq lists its product as uncharacterized. The record is from RefSeq and is a predicted model, not a curated record. Bases 195 to 1193 code for a protein of 332 amino acids. Lineage: Eukaryota; Fungi; Ascomycota; Dothideomycetes; Mycosphaerellales; Teratosphaeriaceae. The transcript has 4 exons.
CCCUGAGCUGAACCCCGCCACAAUGCUCCACGUCAUUGGUGGGGCACGGGGGUUUUACGGGCUAGCUGGCCUGGCCAGGUACCUGAUCAACCAAGCUUCAUUUUCUAUUCUUCAUCACUCUUUUCUCAACCUGUCAAAUUACCUCAAUACAGCCGAGUGACGAUAUUGCACAAGUUUCAUCAACCCUCAAUACCAUGCCUCACCAUCGCCGAGAGGAAGAGGAAGGAGGAGACUCCUACGGAGGUGGAAACAACGGUGGAGGGGACUCGUACGGAGGCGGCCGUGACAACUACGGAGGCGGUGGGCAGCAACAAUACGGCGGAAGAGACAACUACGGUGGUGGUGGGCAACAGCAAUACGGCGGUGGAGACAAUUACGGUGGUGGCCGAAACGAAUAUGGCGGCGGAGGAGGUCCUGGACGCCGAGACGACUACGGUGGCGGGGGAAACUACGGAGGUGGUGAUUCGUAUGGCCAAGGUGGUGGUGGCGGAGAUUCGUACGGCGGAGGCGAUUCAUAUGGACAACAAGGUGGGGGAGGGGACUCCUAUGAGCAAGGGUACGGGGGAGAGGGGCGCGGUGGGGGAUAUGGCGGUGGGCGUGGCGGAAGAGGAGGCGGCGGAGAAGGCCGUGGGGGCGGGCGAGGAGGACAAGAAUACGGAGGCGGAGGGCACGGCGGCGGCGGUGGCGGCUUCGACUUUAACCAGGUCGAGCAAUACGCUCACGAGCAUGCCGGUGGGAGUGGGGACAGCAGCAUGUUCAGCAACGCCAUGAACCACAUCUCUGGCAACGCCUCCCACCUGCAGAACCAGGGCGUGGACGAAGAUAACAUGGUCCAGGCACACCAGUCCUUUUUCGGCGGUGGGGGAGGCGGAGGAGGCCCGGCCACUAGCGGAGGAAUGGGCUCGGCCGCGGCGAUGCAAGCCUUGAAGAUGUUUGGAUCGGGAGGAGGAAGCUCAGGCAGUGGAGGCGCGAGCAGCGGAGGCGGGAUGCAGCAACAGUUUAUGGGCAUGGCUAUGGGCCAGGCUGCCAAGCUGUUUGAUCAGCAAUCCGCCUCUGGCAAUGUGGCAAGUGGUGCUUCGAAAGAGAGCGCUAUUCAGCAGGCGGCCGAACAAGCAUUCAAGAUGUACAUGGGAUCAAGCGGAGGCGGGGGUUCUGGUGGUGGACUGAUGAGCCUGGCAUCCAAAUUUCUAUAGUCGUUACGUGAGAUAGACGAUAUAGCCAUUGACUAGGACUGUCAUCCAGCACUUAAAUAUAAAGCCCAUCGCGAUAUGUGGAUGUUUGAGGGUGCAUGUGGAAAUAAAAGUUUCCAGGGUCCACGAAGCGGCGCGGAAAAAGGGAAAGCGCAGACCACCCAAGCCGCGGCGCGAUGAUGAUUUUUGGGAAGGAGCAGAGCA